Messenger RNA from Oreochromis aureus, 320 nucleotides. Its product is annotated as NACHT, LRR and PYD domains-containing protein 12-like. The transcript is spliced from 4 exons. NCBI's taxonomy places the organism in Eukaryota, Metazoa, Chordata, Actinopteri, Cichliformes, Cichlidae. The record is from RefSeq and is a predicted model, not a curated record. Bases 12 to 320 code for a protein of 102 amino acids.
CUCUUCUGAGAAUGCUGCCAGUGGUCAAAGCCUCCAACAAAGCUCUACUGAGCAGCUGUAACCUGUCAGAAAAAGGCUGUGAAGUUCUGUUGUCAGUGGUCAGCUCCCAGUCCUGUAGUCUGAGAGAGCUGGACCUGAGUACCAACAGCCUGAAGGCUUCAGCAGUAAAGCUUCUGUCUGCUGCAGUGGAGAGUCCACACGCCAAACUCAAUAUUCUGAGACUUAACAUCUGUGAACUCUCAGAGGAAAACUGUGAAGCUCUGUCCUCAGUUCUCAGCUCACAGACCUCUAGUCUGACAGAGCUGGACCUGAUAUGUUAA